Messenger RNA from Striga asiatica, 1266 nucleotides. Lineage: Eukaryota; Viridiplantae; Streptophyta; Magnoliopsida; Lamiales; Orobanchaceae. The record is from the annotation of a GenBank genome assembly.
AUGUCAAACGAGCACCAGAAGUAUAAAAAGAGAAAAAGUAACAAGCAAUUUCAUAAAAUAUAUCUCCCAGGCUUCUACGGUACUCUGGACGGAAACGGACCCUUUUACCUUGGGACCGCAAGAAAUCCUGCAAGUGCUAAAGCAUCAUAUCAAAUAUCCACAAAUACAUUGGCAAAAUAUUAUGAAGAUCACCAUUUAGCACAACGGCAAAGCAAAGCCGUCACUGUACCGAGACUCUCCUGCUGGUGCACCGAGGAGGAUGUAGAGGCAGGAGGAAUACGGGCCGCAGCUGCGGACGGGAAGGCCCAAAUGCUGUUCAAGCCCAGGCCCACCAGGAGAACAGAAGACACAGAGAGCUGCCGGAAAAAUUCUCCCGCCGGAGAACAUGGUUUGCUGUUCGAUGUCGCCGCGAGCUUAAUUGAGAGGUCCGGCGGGCAAUCCAGGGUAGUUCGGAUCCCAAAACAACCCGGGUUCGGGUCGGGAUUUGCAGGGGCAGGUAGAGAAGAACUAGAAAACACUUGCAAUUUGAUUGGAGAGACCUGCAUCUUCUGUUUGGUGUUGUUUCAAUUGUUUGAGCCAAACCCGUCCCAAAAUCCUCAGAAAAUCCACCUUCCCCCCAUCAAUAUCAUACCCAACCCUAUAGUUCAUCUGGUGCAAAUUCCCGAAAAUCGCGAUUUCGCCCCUCGCCGGCACCAGCGUGAGGCAGAGCACCCCUUCCUCCACCUCCAAAAACGUGCUCUCCGCCGGCAGCUCCACGGCAGCUCCACCUCGGAAAUUCGCCACCAUCGGCGGGGCCCGGAACCCCUCCUCCUUCUCGUAACAAAGCCCGAACAUCCCCCUCUGGCCCUCCACCCUCCUCCCCUUCACGGCCCCCGCCACCUCAUCCUCCAGCCGCCCCGUCGUCCCAGAGUCGAUUAUGAUGUUCCCCUCCUCCACCUCCGGGCCGGGACUGGCCCGGCCCGUCCCGACGCUCACGCCCUCAAGCGUGAGAACGUUGGGGGCUCCUUCUUCACGAGCGGGGUCGAGACGACCCCGGGUCCGUCGACCGACGAGCCCGGCCCGAACAUGAUCGUGCUCGUCGCCUCCGACCCAAGGAGCGUGAGGCAGUACNGCACGUGCCGCCGUCGCUGCACGUCGGCCGGUAGAGAGUCGAGCACGCGCGGGACCCGCACGAGAGGACGCGGUACGUGGAGGAGCCGCGCGGGUCGAAGAGCGGGUCCUGCUGGUCGUAGCAGCCGGAGCAUGGCUGGCACUGGGUCCAGGUGA